This is a messenger RNA of Diaporthe batatas, 1305 nucleotides long. RefSeq lists its product as uncharacterized. Lineage: Eukaryota; Fungi; Ascomycota; Sordariomycetes; Diaporthales; Diaporthaceae. The coding region runs from base 1 to 1305 and encodes 434 amino acids. The transcript has 5 exons. The record is from RefSeq and is a predicted model, not a curated record.
AUGGGGAGGGAGAAGAAAACAACGCUGGCGGCCGCAACCGCCGGCAAGACUGCGAAAGAAAGGCACCAGAGAACGGGAAGGGACAACAGCGCCUGGACGGCACCCGUCCGAGCAGACCUGGUUGCCCUGCCAGAGAAGAACAUUUCAUCCAAACACAAGUCUUACUUCCAGGUCUUCGAGAACCAUGACAAGAAGGAGAAAAAGCUCGAGUUCAAGAUUACAACUGACAAGAACCCUCCUCCCGGAUUCGAAUUCGUGCCUAUUGGGAACCCCGAGCUCACUCAAGCAUGCAAGGAGCUCUCACGGGAGCGAGAUGCAAUGAUUUUCAUUGUUUGUACGGCAAAGGAUGCCAACGCAAACAAAUUGGCACUUCAGAUGAGCCGCACUGGCCACCACAUCAGGCGUACCAUUGUCGAAGAGGCGCGUGCUCAGAUCGGCGAGGAGGAUGCCUCGACUGCAUCGAACUCGGGGGAGCCAGAGCCGAUUCCUGACACCCAAGAGGAAUAUAACGCGCAAGCCGAUGCUGCUCUAAGGGAUCUCUUCCCACGAAUACCGAAUACCGACAGGCAGAUGAUCAUUGAGCAUGCGUUCAAGCUGCUUCUGAGGGAGGCUAGCUACGCGACCGCCAGGAGAGUCGUUGAGCAGCAUUGUUUAGAUUUCCUCGUCAAGUGGCGAGGGGACGAAGAGACCGGACGGGAUCAGUUCGACGAGAUUCUGCGCGAGGUAGUAGUCUUGUCAGACGAUUCAGACGAAGACUCGGAGGACGAUGAGUCCAGCGAUGAGGACUUUGUCCGCAUCAAUACGGCUGUGGACUCCCAGCGCGGGUUUUCAGUGCCUUCGGGAGCUGGUAAAUCUCCCACCGGGCCCGGAUACUCGACAGGGUCGGGCUCGAGCAGGACGCUCUCUUAUAAGCCUCCAGUCUUAGCAGUUGCUGCGAAGAGUGCUGGCCAACGUGCCAAGCCGCAAAGACCUAAGAAGACUAACCGUGGCUUCAAGCGUUACGAGGCUGUGGCCAAGCGCUGGGAAGAGGCCGUAAAUCGCAACCGCCAUUCCCAAAAUACUGGUCCAGCCGGGCAUGCUGCACCUAUGGACAGAAUGCCCAGCCAGGGGUCCCGGCGGCUUCCCUCGCUUGAGAUUAUCUCGUCUGGGCCCAGAGCUGCCUCCCCUCGAAACCCAUUCAUGACUACCACGACCGCAUGCCGGUUGCCAACCUUGAACCCCAGCGAUCCAUACCCAUGCCCAGCUAUACUGGCCCUCAGACUGCACCGCACACAGGUUCUCGUUCUGUCCCUCCGGAAGCAAUGA